UAAAUCAGAAACAAAAACAAAAUCCGACUUACCCGAACCUUCACCAUAGGAGGGAGAAGAAGAAGAAGAGUAAAAUUACUAAUACGGCAUCGUUUCGUCUCUUCUCUUCUCUCCUAGUGUCUCCUUUACUUUCGCUCUCUUCAUUCCUUGCUUCUCUUCAGUUCCCAACCUAACACAAGAAGGGAAAACAAAAUCAUUCAGCUUCCAACGAUUUGUGCUUAUUUUUUACAGAUAAAAAUUAUAUCGUUUUGGUGAAGAUGAUGGUGGAAAAUAAUAGCUUUGAUUUAUGGAAAAACGACUCUUUUUUUUCUGCAGCUGAGGAGGUUCAAGAAUCAACUGAUAGAAUGGAAUCAGCAUACAGGUUGUGGAUAAGAGAAAGGAGAGAGCGCCUAAACCGAGAGGAUUUAGAUGAACUCUGUAGGGAGCUCCAAACGGCUUUAGGUACUGCUAAAUGGCAGUUGGAAGAAUUUGAAAGGGCUGUCAGGUUGAGUUAUAGCCAUCGUUGCAAUGAUAAUGCAUCAGCUAGGCAUAGACAAUUCAUUGCUGCCAUUGAGAACCAAAUUUUGCAUGUUGAAGCAGCAUUAAGAGAAUCUUUUAGUGAGGAAGGGAAGCAACCCCUUCAGUGGAUAAACUUGGAUGAGGAAGAACGUGAUGAUUUAGCCAUGUUUCUCUCUGGAAAUUCCCCAACCUUUUCUUCUGUGAAAGAUGAAUGCAACAGGUCCAGAUCUCCUGUGAAUAACUCACAUCUAAAGAACAGCCACCAAAGAAGAGAUGCAAGACUUAACUUUAAUGUUAUCUCCCCUGGACAGAAUUGUGAUGAAUUAGAAGUUUUAAAAGAUGCUGGCAGUAUUAAUAAAAAUAGUGAGUGUGUCAUAGAAGUAAAAGAUGAAUCUCCUGGAACAAGCAAUGACAUAAUCUGUAAAGCAGAUAGAGGAAUUGGUGCUAGGAGAACAUGCAGUUCGCCAAAGUUCAGUGCAUUGAAGAUUGUAAUUGCUGAUGAAGGUGGAGGAAAUAACAAAGUGACGCAAUCUGUGGAGGCAACACCUAAGGAAAAAGGUUUCAAACCUGUUUUUUGGAAGCAGAGUUGUGUGGAGAAUCCACAGGCAAGGGGAGUCGUUAAUGUGUUCAAUCAGCUUUUUGUUGGGGUUCAAAGAAAGCGGCAAAAUACUGUGCUUCUGCCAUUUAACCGUUCUGUUCGACUUAUGCUUGUGUUGAUGCUAACAGUUUUCUUGGUUGUGCCGUUUGUGCUUUAUUCAACAUGAGAACAAAUCUUAGUUUAAUACUCAUAAUCAAGAUCAGAGGAAAUGGAGCUAUUCAUGAAAUUGGAAAUGCCUGGGGGCAGAGGAUGCUUGUUAUUCCACAAAGUUGUCCAGUCCUUUUAUAAUUCCGGAAGUAGCCUAAAAUUAAAUAGAGAUAGGUUUUCAUUUUAGAUGUGUCUGCCAUGGAAGCUGUAAAUUGAUUCAUGUAGUUGUAAACAUAUCGUUGGAACUUGAACUGAGUGCUGAGAAUCCCAUUUGAAUUUGGCUUCAAACUGAACAUGGAUGAUUUAUGGAAGAAUUGUCAAUCAUGCAUACAGGCCAAAACCACGACUUUUCUAUGUAUCAUUUAUAUUCUUGUGUAAUUUAAGAGUCCCAUCUUUACAUUUGGUUGCA
Messenger RNA from Mangifera indica (mango), 1652 nucleotides. RefSeq lists its product as uncharacterized. The record is from RefSeq and is a predicted model, not a curated record. Gene Ontology annotation, cellular component: membrane. Lineage: Eukaryota; Viridiplantae; Streptophyta; Magnoliopsida; Sapindales; Anacardiaceae. The transcript is spliced from 6 exons. Gene Ontology annotation, biological process: Golgi vesicle transport. The coding region runs from base 258 to 1262 and encodes 334 amino acids.